AUGCCUGCAGCCCCUCCCGCGCAAUCGGGCAAGCGCGCGCCGCCCAAACUCGACCUGCGCGCCUUCCAGUCGAGCACCCCCACAACUCCUCGGCGCAACUUCCCCCGACACCUCGUCGACACCCACAUGCACCUGUGGACGCACGAACAGCUCGCUACCGGCUCCGUCAAGUGGCCGACAAACGAGGGCGGUCUCCCGCAGCUCGUCGGGCCCCACGAGCUCGCGGCGUACGGCGCCGUCGUCAACGGCGGCAUCAAGCUCGUUGGCGGCGGCAAGAGCGAGUUCCGCGGCGUCGUCUUUCACGACGACGACGACGUCGACGGGAGCAAGGGCGGGUGGGACGCUGCUCUCAGCGAGGUCGACUCGGUCUGCUCUGCCGCCCUCGACUCUACGGUCCCCCUCCUCGCCCUUGUUCCCUGGGCGCCCGUCCACCACGGCCGAGCGGCGCUGGCCCUCUUCCAGUCGCGCCUACUCGCCCUCCCGUCCCUUCAAGCCCUCGCCGAGCGCCUCGGCUACGCGCCCGUCAAGUCGUUCCGGUACCUCCUCCAGGACUCGCCGCCGGGCUUCUUCCAGUCCGACAGCUUCGUCGACGGCCUCAAGUGGCUCGGCGAGAACGGCUACGCGUUCGACAUGACGCUCGAUGUCACGCACGAGGAGACGGGGCGCACGAGGGUCCUCGAGGACGCCAUCGACGCCAUCGAGCGCGUCAGGGUCGGUCAGGAGGGGGCUCAGCAGACUGUCUUUAUCCUCGACCACUGUGCCAAGCCGCCUCUCACCGCCGACCCGUCCUACCCUCCCGCCGCCUCGCUCACCGCCUACAUCGCCGCCCUGUACCAGCUCGCCCUCCUCCCCAACGUCUACCUCAAGCUGUCGGCCCUCCUCGACUCGGCCGACCGCGAGACGGUCGCCGCCGCGUUCGCCGAGUUCAGCUCGGGCGAGUACCGCCGCAAGCGCAAGGACGGCGCGUACGACCGGCUCAGGAGCAGGAUCGGCGCCGUGCUCGAGCCGGCCGUCGAGGCGUUUGGCGAGUCGCGCAUCUUGUCGGCGGCGUGGGCGUUCGAGAUGCAGCUCUACCUCGACUGCCUGACGGGUCUCGGCCUCGAGGGCGACGCGCUGGACGCGCUCUUCGAGGGGAACGCGAGGGUGGCGUACAAGCUGGGCGGCGGUGCAGCGGCGACCUGA
Rhodotorula graminis WP1 is the source of this 1182-nucleotide messenger RNA. RefSeq lists its product as uncharacterized. Bases 1 to 1182 code for a protein of 393 amino acids. Lineage: Eukaryota; Fungi; Basidiomycota; Microbotryomycetes; Sporidiobolales; Sporidiobolaceae. The record is from RefSeq and is a predicted model, not a curated record. Gene Ontology annotation, molecular function: hydrolase activity. The transcript has 5 exons.